CAGUCCUGCUACAACCGUUGCCUCGAAAAGCACGUUCGGACGCCUGUUGUUGCGUAGUCACUGAGCACGCUGCUCAUUUUUUAACGGUUUCAAGUUGGUUCAAAAGUUUUCAAGAUAUUGGUUUAUUUCGAUUGCAUUUUUGAGAUUGUAAUCGUGAAUGGUUGAUGGUUAAUUAAAUUUAUUGUAUUAGUUGUACUAGCUACAAGAUGGUUUUAGUACUAAAUGGGGUCCUUCAAGAGGAUUGCCCACCUGAUUCAAGAUCACUAUACCAUACUCAUCCCAUUUAUGGAGAGACUGCUGCACAACUCCUUGGUGUUCCCAAUAAAAUUAUUGGCUCAGUAGGACUCCUGUAUGUACAGCAAAGAGAAUUAGCCGCUACAGUACCCCAUGAUAAGAACGUAAACAUUCUUGGAGCAGAUGAUGUUACCACCUGCCUUAUCGUAGUCGUUCGACAUUCUGGCUCUGGAGCAGUAGCAAUGGCCCAUUUGGAUGGAUCGGGAACAGACGAAGCAGUAUGCACAAUGGUUCAAAGAGUCCAGGAACUAGCACUAGGAUAUCCAGAAGGCCGUAUAGAACUUCAACUUAUUGGUGGAUUUAAUGACCCAAGGCAUUAUUCUGAUGAAAUAUUUUACAAUGUUCUAAAUUCGUUCCACAAACAUCCGAUAGAAAUAGAUCUGACCUUAGCAUGUACCGGAGAACUGAAUACGACUAUUAGAGGAGGAAUCCAUUGGCCCAUUAUUUACGGAGUUGGAGUUAACACAAAGACUGGCGAAAUAUUCCCCGCUACUUUUCCAGAUAAAGGUCCAGAUCAUUCAUUAAGAUCUGCCAGAUAUUUAACCGGUGUUCCACAGGUUUUAGACAUUUACGACUGUGCACUAGGACUACUAAGAAUAGGCCCUUUUAAUUAUGAACCCUUACGAGGUGUGGAUUUAUGGCUAGAACAAAGUGACGAUUUUAUACUGCAACACUUAUCCACAUCCCCUGAAGUACAACCUCCCCAUUUUGUGAUGCAGGUAAGAGCAACAUUGAAAUAUAUCCAAGAAAACCAGUUUCCUGCUGUAACCGUCUUUAGAGACAAUCGCCCCCAUUACUUUAGAAGAGACGAACAUUCCGGCAUUUGGAUUCCACUUAGAUAUUAAGUUAGUUUGAUUCUGUACUAAUUUGUCGCUUUUACAGAUGAUCACGUUAAUGACCAAAGUAUAACAACAAAUAUUAGUGCACAACGUAUAUCACAGAAAUUAUUGUUUUUUACAAUCCUGUUAAAGAAGUAAGAGGUGGACUGAUCUAAAACUAUCGUUUAGCAGCAACAAUAAAUAUGUAUGAUGGAUUCGACAGUUACUUGAUGGAAGUUCAUUUUAUCUAAAAAUAAAUCACUGAAAUCUUUUCUAUUCUAUCCUUCCACAAAAUUUAUUCUAACUAUGUCCCUACAGCUGUUUCGACAGAGUGCCUUUCUCAAGUGAUUUAUUUUACUAUGUGUCUGCAUUUUAAAGUCUCUCACUAAAUAGGUUGAGGAGUGGGGUGCUGUUUGUCUCAAGUUGGUAAUUCAGAAUUAUAAUAUCUGUGCUUUCUAAUUUAUUAAUUUACCCCAGUCGGGAUACCAUUUGACCUUGCAUUAGGAGCUGCCCCAAAUUUUAUUUUUCUAAUCUUUAGGGGGGUCAAUAGUAGUAUAAAUUUAAAAUCUCGACUGAAUUUGACAGUUGCGUUAGCCGCCAUCUUGAUUUUAAACGAGAAUCGUUUUUGCUCAAUAUCUCCGCCAUUUUCAACUUUUCGACAAAAAAUAUAUAAACUGAAAUUGUUGAAAAUGCGAUUUUCUAUAAUUUCGUUUAUUAUAAUUUUUUUCGUGCGGUCCAUAUUUUCCGAGUUAUGGGGAAAAACAGUGACAGUUAAAGCAUAAUUAUUGAUUUAUUGAAUUAUCUCAUUUGUUAUUACUUUUACAACAAAUUUUGACCUAUACAAAAAUGAAGAGAAUUAAAUUUUGUACAAUUUUGAUCUCUUUCAUUUUUUUGAUAAAAUCAAUAUUUAAGGUAGUGCGUAUGCGGAAAAAGCGCGAGCGUAAGACCCGAUCGAUUUUAAAGCAAUUGUUUUUGUUCAAUAUCUUCCCCAUUUUCAACUUUUCGACAAAAAGUGUAAGGACUGAAAUUGUUGCAAUUACGAUUUACUACAAUUUUUCGAGAGAACCAGUGGCGGGUCUAAGAGGGAGGGGGAAAUGGGAAAAUUCCCCCCAACGGGGUCCAAAAUAAAAAAAAAAUUGUUGAAAUAUUAAGAUAUGUUAGCUGACAUGAAACGUAAUUAUCGACAGACAAAUUCAACCAAUAAAACCCGCUAGUUAAUAAAAUUAAGUAAACUUAAUGCAUAUAAGUUAUUAUUUCUCUUUUAUGUACUUAGUUUGGUUGGUGUUUCAUUGGAAGUUUCAAAAAUUGUAUAAAAUAUAGUUCUCUUUAUUUUUGUUUAUGUACAAUUAUCUCGUAAAGUUAAUACUAAAUGAGACAAUUCAAUAAUUAUGCUUCCCCUCCGCUUCCAUUAUUUUCCUCCUUAACUCGGAUAAUAUUGUUCGCAUAAAAAAAUUAUGGAAAAGAAAUUAUAGGAAAUUGCGUUUCCAACAAUUUUAGUUCCUACCGUUUUUGUCGAAAAGUUGAAAAUGGCGGCGAUAUUAAGAAACAACAGUUCUCCUUUAAAAUCAAUAUGGCGGCUAAUGCAACCGCGGAAUUCAGUCGAGAUUUUAAAUUUACACUACUAUUGAUCUCCCCUAAAGAAUAGAAUUAUAAAAUUUGGGGCAGCUCGGAAAAAAGAUUUAAUUCAGUAAUUAUGCUCCCCCCACCACUUUUUACUAUUUUCCAACUUAACUCGGAAAAUAUCAACCGCAUGAAAAAAAUUGUUAAAAAGAAAUUGUAGGAAAUCAUAUUUGGAACAAUUUAAGUUGAAAAUGACGUAGAUAUUGAACAAAAACAAUUGCUACAAAAGCAAUCAGGUCUCACGCUCGCGCCAUUAUCGCAUACAUACUACCUUAAAUAUUAACUUUAGAAAAAAAAUGAAAGAAACUAAAAUUGUGUAGAAUUCAAUUCUCUCUAUUUUUGUGUAGGAACAUUUUGUAGUAGAACUAACAAUAAACGAGAUAAUUCAAUAAUUAUGCUCUAUUUAUAUAUAACUGUCACUAUUUUCCGCUAUAACUCGGAAAAUAUCGAUGGCACGAAAAAAUUGUAAAAAUAAUAAUGAUAGAAAAUUACACUUUCAACAAUUUUGGUUGUUAUACUUUUUGUCGAAAAGUUGAAAAUGGCGGAGAUAUUGAGCAAAAACCGUUCUCGUUUAAAAUCAAUAUGGCGGCUAACGCAAUGGCGGAAUUUAGUCGAGAUUUUAAAUUUACACUACUAUUGACGCCCCCUAAAGAUUAAAAAAAUAAAAUUUGGGGCAGCUCCUAAUGCAAGGUUAGGCCUGUUAUUCGUCUAACCCGACUGGACUAAUUUCCACAAAUUCGAAAAAAGUUAGCCUAAGGUCUUUAGUGUGAAUAUAAAUAAUUUGAAACUGUUCACUAAAAGAAUGAUUAUGAUCUAGAAGGUAAAGUGCGUACGUAGAAGCUAUUUUUCUAUAGAUCAACUGAUUAACCCUUUUCUAUAGAUCUGUUAUAAAUCAACAGAAAUUCCCAUGUCAAAAAAUAACUUCCAGAUAGAACUGAACAUCAUUAAACAAAUAGCAGAAAACAAUGGCUACAACGAACAAACAAUUAACAAAAUUUUAAACCAAAAACUCCAUAGUCAUUCAGAGCCCUGAAAUUAAUAUUUCCAUAACCAUAGAAAAAACCUAGUACUUUCUGCUUUAUCACAUAUACACGCAAGAUAUGAACAAAAAUAGACAAAUUCAUAAAAAAGAAAGGAAUAACACCAGGUUUCAGAACUAACAGCAACUUCAGCAAAUACAUUAAAAACAAUAAGAGCAGAAAGAAAAAGCAAUUACAGAGUGGUGUUUACAAACUAACAUGUGAUGACUGUUCAAAAAACUUACACCGGUCAAACUGGCAGAACUUUUGACAAACGGAUAGAAGAAGAUUCUACAGAUUCUACGUAAGCACUUCACCUUCUAGAUCAUAAUCAUUAUUUUAAUGAACAGUUUCAAAUUAUUUACAUUCACAAUAAAAGUCUUAACACCUUCAGCGCCAAGCAAGUUCACAAAAUUUUCAUUCUGGGCCAGAGCGUUUUUUGGGAGUAUUCAAAACAAAAGUUUUCAUUGUUUUAUUGUUAGAUAAAUAAUGUAUAAAAAUAAAAGAGUUGAUAUAUAUUAUAUGCAUAAUAUCAAUUAUUGCAAGUUAGUGAAUCAAAAUAAUCUAUUUUCAGUAGUAAAUUAUUAUUACAAAAUCGUGACAUCCAAAAAGGAUUUAGAUUACCUCUAGUAUUUUCAGUUUAACCUGGCAGUUCUAUAAUUGUUAGUAUUUCAAAAACGGAAAAAAAACACUACUGCUUGUUGAUUAUACUGUUUAAAGGAAGCUUUUAUAAAAUAAUAAGCAUUUUUUAUGUCAAUAAUUACUGUAAAGAUAUAUUAUAAUUUGUAAUAUAAUUUUUAACUAAUAAUACAUCAAAAUUAUUAGUCCAUAGGAGAUGUAUGCCAUUUUUAUUUAAACUGAUUUGUUUAUAAUUUGUUUUAUUUGGGAAGCAAGAAAAGCCUAACGCAUUA
Molecule: messenger RNA, 4662 nt
Organism: Diabrotica virgifera virgifera (western corn rootworm)
Lineage: Eukaryota; Metazoa; Arthropoda; Insecta; Coleoptera; Chrysomelidae
Gene: Ntan1
Product: protein N-terminal asparagine amidohydrolase
Exons: 7
Coding region: 207-1139 (310 amino acids)
Biological process (GO): ubiquitin-dependent protein catabolic process
Cellular component (GO): nucleus
Molecular function (GO): protein-N-terminal asparagine amidohydrolase activity
Source: RefSeq, a predicted model, not a curated record